Molecule: messenger RNA, 2733 nt
Organism: Penicillium robsamsonii
Lineage: Eukaryota; Fungi; Ascomycota; Eurotiomycetes; Eurotiales; Aspergillaceae
Product: LipA and NB-ARC domain protein
Exons: 6
Coding region: 1-2733 (910 amino acids)
Molecular function (GO): monooxygenase activity; FAD binding
Source: RefSeq, a predicted model, not a curated record
AUGACAGCCUUUGAUCAGCCUCUUGAAGUCCUUGUUAUCGGCGCGGGUAUUGCUGGUCUCUCGGCAGCUAUUGCCCUCGGAAAGCAGGGGCAUCAUGUGGUUGAGUGGUACCUCGUGCAUCGAGUUGAGCUACACAAUCACCUUAAGCAACGUGCCCUUGAAACUGCAACGCUGCAUACACGGUGUAAAGUCACCGAAGUCAAUCUGGAAGGGGCUUGCCCGUCGGUCACUCUUGCUGAUGGUCGCACUUUCCAAGCUGAUCUACUCAUUGGUGCCGAUGGACUGCAUUCCCAAAUUCGCCAGAGUAUCGCCCCGGGCUCUCCCUCCCCAUACCCCGUGGGCAAGUCAUGCUUUCGCUGGCUACUCCCCACAGAUCAAUUGAGGCAAGACGCAAGCACUGUGGAUUUUGUGCGAGACACCGGCGUGUUUAUUGAGUGGGCAUCUGAUGAUCGGCGGCUCGUGGCUUACCCUUGCUCUGAUAGCAAAAUUCUCAAUCUUUGUGCUUUUGUCCCAUUGCAUGAAGUUCAGGCCGAUGGUCAAAGCGACAGCUGGCAGGCGGCUGGAGACAAGGCUACGAUUGUUAAGGCUUUUUCCAAGUUUUCACCUGGUGUUCAGCAAAUCAUCGCAAGCGCGGAUAGAAACCUCAAAGUAUGGGAUUUGUACGAUAUGGAGGCACUUCCGACCUGGACUCGAGACCAUGCUGCUCUUCUAGGGGACGCCGCACAUCCGUUCCAGCCAUACAUGGGACAGGGAGCAGCUAUGGCAAUUGAAGAUGCCAUCAGCAUUGCCACCUUGCUUCCUUAUGGUAGCACACCGCACGAUAUCCCCAUGCGACUCGAAAUGUACCAGAAAGCUCGUCGGCCGCGGGUCGACCUUGUCCUCCACUAUACUCGGAUCAAUGGAAGGGAUGAAAAGGAUGUAGCUGGCGAUAGAAUAUCAGACCCAAAUUAUUCUCCAGAUUCAUUUCGCGUCAGGCGUAAGCCCGUGUCAAAUCCGAACUUGCGAGCGACGGCGCAUGCCGAUCAAACGGCCUAUGCUGUCAGUACCCCGUCUCUUGUGCCACCCCCAUUAUCACAGCCCCCAUCCUAUACGGACCUUUAUGGACCGCCCCCUAGGCCUGUAAGUCCGGGUUCACUGCCCCGACCAAGGACAGCGGGGCCAACUUCAUCUCCGACUCCUCCGCCGACGCCUGUUCAAAAGGCAUACAGUGAAGCUCGGCAUUUCCUCACUGGUCUAAUCAAUCGUCCGACGGAAUCAAACAAACAUGUCACCAUUUUGCGACACUCCCAUGGGCUUGUGUUCUACCGUGGACCCACUACAUCGGUCGCUAUAUCAAUCUUCUCUGAUGUCCCCUUACCACCGGAACACACCUUGUGGUUGCAGAGCAAAGGUUGGACCGGGAAGACCGGGAUGCAAUUCAAGUCACUCCUUCGUCUCCGAGAUAGCUGGCUAGAUGUGACCCCGGGUAUGCCAUUGAGGGCCGAUCAGGUUAUCCCGGAUGAUGAACGAGCUUGGCAACGCGAUAUCAAGAAAUUUCUUAAGAAGGCUCCGUCUCGUCCGCGUGAUACACAUCAGCUACGUGAGACUGCCGUUGUGCGGAUUCCAGCCGAAGCAGGUGAUGGUUAUUUUCAGCUAGUACUCUGCCAAGGACUCAAGAAGAAGGUGCUUGGCAAUAGCCCCGUGUUCCGUGUACUCUCUACAUCUACUGCCCCUAGCUCUAUUCGUGGCGCGAGCUUGAGCACGCUGCCACUGGAGGUUGGGGCGAUGGUUUUGAGCCUUUAUGCCCACACUGCAGCGCGAACUGUGGCAGGUCCAGCUGCUGUAGCCAUUCAAUCCAAAGCGGCUCCGUUCCAAGCCAAAGCUGCUGCACUUCGUCCAUCGUGGGUGACCAAGACUGUGGCACAAAAGGCUUACGCAACUAGUGGCAUCGAGAACCGCGUGGGCGGUAUCAUAAAUGGCCCUAAAGGUCCUAUUGGGCGAUCCCAGAUAAAUCCAGCAGCGCCAGAAAUCGCUGGAACCAGCCCGGUCUCUAUCGAUGUCGGUCCACAGCCACCGUUUCCUAUGACAUUCAAAGCUCGCUGUCAAACCGAUCAAAUCUCCUACCCCAACAACUCUGAUGAUACACCGAAGUUGAACUUAAUUAGAAUGCCAGACUGGGUGACUGAGCAGUUGAGGGGCUACUUCUUUGGCUGGGCUCGAUUUGAUACUGGGUCGAGCAAAGGCCCCCCGGUUGAUGAAUGGUACCCAGCUAUCUUGUCUGUGCGGGCAUUGGAUCCCCUCCAAGCGGCGAGAGUAAAUCUGGCUCAGAUAUCGAAACGCGUGGUCGCAAUUCGCCUCCUCGAGGAUGUCCCUCUUCAAACAAGCAAGGUCGAGAUUCGUGUUUUGGGAUAUCUCCGCGCUGAAAUCCCACCACCGACUGGGACCACGAGCAAAGAUCUCGCUGACGCGCAAGCGGCAGCUGUAGAGGCGGCUCUGCUCGCUGAUGUAUACGACGCAUCUGUUGUGCAGGAUACUCUGGCUCAUCCCGCGUGGGCCGUAAAAUACCCGGCGGUCUCGGACCCCCAACAGAACUCGAGUUGGAUUGAUCGCACGGUCGAGGGAUAUACCAAUAUCAUCACACGUGGACAGAAGUUGGUAGAACAAGUUCCGCUACACCUGAUUGGAGUUAGGUCUGUCACCGAUGAGAUCAGAGAGAGCCAUAUUGCUGUAAAUGGGUUUUAUAUUGUCCGAUAA